Nymphaea colorata (pocket water lily) is the source of this 2041-nucleotide messenger RNA. RefSeq names its product plant UBX domain-containing protein 2. NCBI's taxonomy places the organism in Eukaryota, Viridiplantae, Streptophyta, Magnoliopsida, Nymphaeales, Nymphaeaceae. The record is from RefSeq and is a predicted model, not a curated record. Gene Ontology annotation, biological process: defense response to fungus. The transcript is spliced from 4 exons. Bases 352 to 1749 code for a protein of 465 amino acids. Gene Ontology annotation, molecular function: protein binding.
CUUUUCGAACCGAUUUUAACGGCCCCGACAAGAAGAGCCCUAGAAACUUCGCCCGUUUGAUCUUUCGGGUUUGUUGCCUUCGAUCUUAAGGAGAUCGAAGGGAACCUUCGUUACGCACAAGAGGUGUAUCGGCGUUUGUUGAAUCGCGGCGCGUACUGCAUUACUAGGGUAGUGUUCCCGGUUUGGGGCUUUGUCUUCUUCAUUUUUUGUUGAUACUUGUACAUAAUUGGAAGUGAAUUCAUUCUUUGGUUGGUUCUUCUGGGGAGGAGUUUUUUUUGUUGAGCUCGGUUUCUGAAGAAUCUGAGCGGAAUUGGGUUUUUCGAGUUUGGUGUUUUGGUUUUAGUUGUGGACAUGGACGACGUGAAGGAUAAGUUUAAGGGCAUGAUGAAGAAGAUGAACAAUCCAUUCUCCUCUUCUUCUGGGAAAUUCACUGGCCAGGGUCGAGUUUUGGGGUCUUCAUCCAAUGCCACGUAUCAGGACCGUCUCGAUUCGCUGCAGAAAAAUGUCGAUAAGCAGAAAACAGGCCCCAUGAAACGAGCCGAGCCGAGACCUCAACUGCCACCCGUGAAAAGUAGUGAUUCUGUCCCAGGACCUCCGGAAAAAAGUGGCAACUUCAGUGCUAAAAGUGAUUAUCCUGGGCGCAGUGGCUUUGAUCCCUUCAGCCCGGUUAUUUCAUCUCGCAAAAGCUCUCAGAUGGACAAUUCGGUGGAUGUUUUCGAAUGCCCGCUUUGUGGUACAUUGUAUAACUCCGAGGAGGAAGUAUCACGGCACGCUUCGACUUGCUUGGAUUCAGGUAGAAAUGAUGACGUUGGUGCAGUAGGGAGCACUGACGAGAAAAUGGAGCUCAGAAACAAAUGUCUGAGUUCUGCUGGCACAUUCAUGUCUGGAGAUCCAUCUAAAGAGACGGUUGAUGUGGUCCUUAAGCUUCUCAAAAAUAUCAUAACUGAUCCCAACAAUACAAAGUUUAGGAGAAUAAGAAUGACCAAUCCAAAAAUAUGUGAUACGGUCGGUUCUGCUGUGGGAGGUGUAGAAUUGUUGGAAUGUGUUGGUUUUAGAUUACAAGAAGAGGAGGGGGAAAUGUGGGCCACCAUGGAAACACCUUCUGAGCUCCAGGUUUUCUUGAUUAGAGAAGUGAUUUCAUCAUUGGAACCUUCAAAGACGAGCGAGCCAUCUCCAUCAUCUUCAGUUCCACCAAAUGACACAAUGGAGCAAAAGAAAGUUGACAGGCAGGUUCGAGUUUUCUUUGCUGUCCCAGAAAGUGUAGCCGCAAAAAUCGAUCUUCCAGAUUCCUUCUAUAAUGUUACUGCUGAAGAGCUGAAAAAAGAAGUUGAUCUUAGGAAGAAAAAGAUCGCAGAAUCUCAACUGCUGAUUCCAAAGUCGUACAAGGAGAAGCAGGCAAAAUUGGCUAAGAAGAAAUGUAAAGUAUGUGUCAUUCGAAUCCAGUUUCCUGAUGGAGUGCUAUUACAAGGUGUCUUUCUUCCAUCAGAGGCUACAACAGCACUUUAUGAGUUCGUAAGUUCAUGUCUCAAAGAGCCCAGCUUGGAGUUCGAACUUCUCCAGCCAGCAGUGCCAAGAAGUAGAUUAGUACCCAAAGUAGCAAAUGCGAAUGGUCGAACCCCAACCCUGGAGGAAGAGGACUUGAUUCCUGCUACUCUUGUCAAGUUCAAGCCAAUUGAGACCGAUUCCAUACUUUUCACUGGUUUACGUAAUGAACUCCUGGAGAUUAUUGAACCACUUAAUGCAGGCUGAAGUCUAUGAACAAUCGGUUAUCGUCAAGGGAUUUAUUCUUGAAAACUCAGACGUUAUUGGGAUUCUUCAUCUAAGGAUGAUUUCCUGAUUGAUUAGCAAUUUGAUAAAUGACCACAACGAGUGUGAAUUGGUUGCCCAGGCUGAUCAUGUUAAUGAAACUAUAUUCGUGAGGCUUAUGCACAAAACACUUGCCUGGGUUGUGUAAUUUGCUGGUAUGUGUAUUUUAUCACCGUAAUUUAUGAAUGUGUAUUUUAUCAAUAUAAUUUAUGUUCAAGAGGUGCUACAGCAUUAA